Molecule: messenger RNA, 3097 nt
Organism: Carassius gibelio (silver crucian carp)
Lineage: Eukaryota; Metazoa; Chordata; Actinopteri; Cypriniformes; Cyprinidae
Product: serine/threonine-protein phosphatase 2A regulatory subunit B'' subunit beta
Exons: 14
Coding region: 650-2395 (581 amino acids)
Biological process (GO): protein dephosphorylation
Cellular component (GO): protein phosphatase type 2A complex
Molecular function (GO): protein phosphatase regulator activity; calcium ion binding
Source: RefSeq, a predicted model, not a curated record
AUCCUAAUAACAGAAGGUAGAGUAAUGCCAACCAGUUACCUUUCAUUCGGUGGACUUUAGCGAUUAAAAAUACGUUUCUUUGUCUAUGUUAUGGAAUACUGGCGGUGUUUAUGUAAUUAUUUACCCGUAGUCCGUUAGCUGUGGAAGUGUAUGCUGCGUGUAACGUAGUCAGCUAGCAACAGCAACAGCAACAAACCAUCUCGUUUCUGUCAAAGUUUAGCUAACGUUAUUGGUUUUAUUUAAACGCGUUCCUUAUAAAAUAAGGCGAAAUUAAAUAAGCAUAUAUUCUCGCUGUUCUCUAGUUUCGUCCACCGAGGUGGGAUGUUUAGAAACGAGUUUACGUCGCAAUAACAUAGUUACCGCAGUUAACUUUAUGAUGUAAAAUGCGAAAUCUUUGAAACCUUUCUGCCAUCGUGUUAAAUUUCUGUUAUUUAUGACACAAGAAGCUAAUACCAAAUUACCACCGUUUUCAGUACUAACAAUGCAAGUGACUAUAAUGUUUUGGUAGGACCUACAUUUCUAAUAUUUAGUUACUUUUGUAAAGAAUAAGUUAAUUUUAAGAAGCUUGGUUGAGAGUGAAGAUAAGCGAGCAGCGGUUUAUGUUCUGGUUAUAUUUUUGGAAGGAUUGGCUGUGUGAAGCAAACUGAGAAUGGCAUCACCAAAAACACUUCAGCCUGUCCUGAAGAUGAAGGUCGACGAGCUCUUCCUCUUUUGGUUGAGUGAGCCAAGUACUCAGGCAAUGCUAAAAGUCUACCUCGACAAAAUCAAGAAUGGAGAAGAAAUAGAGCUAAGCCAUGCUGAUUUCAAGGGCACGAGCACUUUGCUAUUAGCAGAAAACAACAACAACAACAUUGCCUCAAAGAUUAAUGCGACAGAGAGAAUGACUGCGGCCCUUGGUGCCCCAUGCAGCCCUCCUUCAGCCACCCUGCCAUCUGCGAGUGGCAGCAAUAACAGAGCGGGAGUGAAUGCGAGGGCCCUGCGACGCUCUGUCAGCACUAAAAAGCAGGCGCAGGCUAAGAAAGAGGAGCCCGUUACACCAGCUUUAAGUGAAAGCAUUCCAAAGUUCUACUUCCCUCGAGGACAGCCCCAGGCCAAUAUCAACAUAGACAAUCUUAUUUCCAAGAUAGAAAAAAUAUUUUCUCAAUUUCCUGAUGAAAGAGUCACUUUAAAAGACAUGGGUCUAGUCGCCAAGGCCUGCGAGUGCCCACUCUAUUGGAAAGCUCCAUUGUUCCAUGCUGCCGGAGGAGACAGGAGGGGAUAUGUGUCCGUUCACAAGUUUGUGGCAAUGUGGCGAAAAGUGCUUCAGACCUGUCAUGAUGACGCAUCCAAAUUUCUUCACCUUCUGGCCAAGCCUGGCUGCAAUUAUUUGGAACAAGAGGACUUUAUUCCAUUCCUGCAGGAUGUGGUGGAUUCACAUACAGGUCUGGCAUUUCUAAAGGAGGCUUCAGACUUUCACUCACGCUACAUUACCACUGUAGUCCAAAGGAUAUUUUAUAAUGUAAACCGCUCAUGGACUGGAAAAAUAACAUGUUCCGAACUCAGGAGAAGUAGUUUUCUACAGAAUGUGGCACUUCUUGAAGAAGAGGAAGAGAUUAACCAGUUGACAGAGUUCUUCUCUUAUGAACAUUUCUAUGUGAUCUACUGUAAGUUCUGGGAGCUGGACACGGAUCAUGACUUGUACAUAGACCAGAGAGACCUGAUGCGACAUAAUGAUCAAGCCAUAUCCCACCGAAUGACUGGGAGAUUAUUCUCAGGAGCUGUAACCAGGGACAGAAAAGUUCACAAAGAGGGCAGACUGAGCUACGCCGACUUCGUGUGGUUCCUCAUAUCUGAGGAAGACAAAAAGACAGAGACCAGCAUCGAGUACUGGUUUCGCUGUAUGGAUCUGGAUGGGGAUGGAGUUCUGUCCAUGUAUGAGCUGGAGUACUUCUACCAGGAGCAGUCUCAGAAGCUUGAGGCCUUGGCCAUUGAACCACUGCCUUUCGAGGACUGCCUGUGCCAAAUGUUAGAUAUGGUUAAGCCAGAAAUCCCAGGAAAAAUCUCUCUCAGGGACUUGAAGAGAUGUAAACUUUCCCAUAUUUUCUUUGACACCUUCUUCAACGUUGAGAAGUACCUAGACCACGAACAGAGGGACCCCUUACUGGCUGCAAGGGAUGCUGAGACGGUGGGACAGGAGAUUUCUGACUGGGAGAGAUAUGCUGCAGAAGAGUAUGAUAACUUGGUAGCUGAGGAAACUGCGAACGAGCCGUACAACGAUUGCUAUGACAAUGUUCUACACCCAAUUGAUCACAUUACAUGUGCUUUUGACCUGGGGAAUGAGAAGAGACCUCUCUUUGAGAUCCCCAACCCUCACUGUGACCUGGAUGAAUACGAAUACGUGGAUGAUUUUGAAUGACAGCCACCACCACACAACACAAGUAAGGCCACCAUCUGCUAGCGUGUAGAACAGGACGUGGACCAAUCCUGCUCUCCUGGGUCAGCUAACCAAGGCUUGAGAGUGUACAGCCACUGGAUACCAGACAGUAAGCCAGCAGUCUGACAAGGAUCUGUUUAGCAAGACAGAUUGUGCUGGUCCAGUCUAUCGGUCAGUCUGACAUCAAUGCACAACCAGCUUUCUGAAAAACAUGUAGCUGCACUGUAGGUUUUAAGCAACUACACUACUCUGGAACCAAACCGGUACACUUGAGAUAUUGAAUAUGCACUAAGUUGAUAAAUAUUUAAAUAUUUUUUAUGCACAUUAUUGGCCAAUAAGACAUUCCAGAGAUUCACCAAAGUGAUUUCAGCUUGAUUUCAUGUAUGGCUUAUUUCUCGUGGAGCUCUGUCGACUUGCCUUAUGUGUUUGAGGGUCACAUUGAUAUGAAAUAAUGCAGUUAUUAGACUCGGACAUUUUACUGUCUGUGUGAGAAGUGUUUCUAAAUUAUUAUGUAUUUAUAUGUAUUUGUAAAUAUUUGUUUGCCUCGUUUGUUCUAAACCUUUAGGCUUUAGUCCAGCUAAAUGUUUUCAACAAAUCAUGCUUGUAUUAUUUCUAUAGAAGUGCUUCUUAACAAUGUGCUUUUAUUAUUGUAAAGAGUUCAAUAAAGUAUUAAGACAAAAGUAA